GGCAGCCGAGCUCCAGCCGCGCCGGGGAACCGCGGGGCCGCGCUCCGGGCACGGUCGGCGGAUGGACCCGCAGCCCGGCGCCAGGAGCUGCAGCCGCGGGGCUGCCGCCUGCGAGGGGCUCCCCGGCGAGCCCCCCAUGAACCUGUGCAUCAACACCACCACCGGCACCCGCUAUGAGCUCGCCGUGCCCGCCGAGGAGACGGUGGAGGGGCUGAAGCGGCGCCUGUCCCAGCGCCUCAAGGUGCCGAAGGAGCGGCUGGCUCUGCUGCACAAAGAGAGCCGCCUCAGCUCCGGGAAGCUGCAGGACCUGGGGGUCGUGGAAGGAAGCAAGCUGACGCUGGUGCCCACCGUGGAGGCCGGCCUGAUGUCCCAGGCGUCCAGGCCAGAGCAGUCGGUGAUGCAAGCCCUGGAAAGCUUGACUGAAACUCAGGUCAACGACUUCUUGUCGGGACGCUCCCCGCUCACCCUGGCCCUGCGCGUGGGCGACCAUAUGAUGUUCGUGCAGCUCCAGCUGGCGGCCCAGCAGAGCAGCGGGCAGCUCCAGCACCGGCACGUCAUCGCCAGCCGCGGCGAGGCGGGGGCCGCCGCCAGCCCCCACUGCCGGACGCUGCACGGCGGCGCCAGCUCCGGCUUCGCCCGCAUCCCCGUGGUGCCUGCGUGCCAGCAGAGCCCGGCCCCCAGCCCCACGCCCGCCACGCCAGCCCCCCCCGUGUACUGUAACGCCCCCCACCCCGCUCCCGUCACCGCUGGGAUGUUCCGGUCACACGGGGCCAGCACGCAGACGGUGAACAGCAGCGUGGUGUCCUCCUGCUCAGAGGUGGACUGCAGCACGCGCAGCGGCUCCCCCCCCGGCAGCAGCCCUGCCCCGAGCGCCCGCUCCCGCAAACCCGGGGCCGUCAUCGAGAGCUUCGUCAACCACGCGCCUGGGGUCUUCUCAGGGACCUUCUCCGGCACUUUGCACCCCAACUGCCAGGACAGCAGCGGGCGGCCGCGGCGGGACAUCGGCACCAUCCUGCAGAUCCUGAACGACCUCCUCAGCGCCACGCGACACUACCAGGGCAUGCCCCAGUCCCUGGCGCAGCUCCGCUGCCAGACGCAGUUCUCCUCCUCCUCCUCCUCCUCCUCGCCCCCCUCGUCCCCGGACCUCGCCACCAAAACUACCUCAGAGCCGCUGCCGGCGGCCGUGGCCUCCCCGCCCCUGCACCCCGUCGUCCAGUGCCAAAGCCAGAUCCGGAUGUGCAAGCCCAGCGGCGACCGCUUGCGGCAGACGGAGAACCGGGCGACGCGCUGCAAGGUGGAGCGGCUGCAGCUGCUGAUGCAGCAGAAGCGGCUGCGCAGGAAGGCGCGCCGGGACGCCCGCGCCCCCUACCACUGGCUGCCCAACCGCAAGUCCAGCCGCACCAACAGCAACAGCAGCGUCUCCAGCGAGGGCAGCCUCGACCUGGACUUCGAGGACUCGGUCUGGAAGCCGGAGGUCAAGGCGGACAUGAAGUCCGAGUUCGUCGUAGCAUAG
Molecule: messenger RNA, 1513 nt
Organism: Cygnus atratus (black swan)
Lineage: Eukaryota; Metazoa; Chordata; Aves; Anseriformes; Anatidae
Gene: MIDN
Product: midnolin
Exons: 8
Coding region: 62-1513 (483 amino acids)
Cellular component (GO): nucleus
Molecular function (GO): protein binding
Source: RefSeq, a predicted model, not a curated record